UUGAAAUUUGUAUUAAAAUAAAAAAUAAAAUAAAAAAUUUAAGUUUACCGCCACUAAAAUUCUUCCCGCUGCCUCAAAUAUUUGAUCAUCCUGCACAUAUCCCUAAAAUUGCCCAUAUCCCUAAAAUCGUGGAGCCUCUACACGCUACUCUUCUACUACCUCCAGCGAUGAAACCAAUAAACCUAUCAGAUCGAAAACUUCACGCCUUCUCUUCCAUCGCCCAUCACUCUCUCUCUCGCGUGUGCCUCCAUUCCAGAUCUGCUCGGAAACAAAAAUUGAAAGAAGUUUGGCAGUUGGGCAAUAGUACAAGAGGCUUGUUUCGAUUGUAUGAUUGGUCUUGUUUAGGAUUUGAGUCAUGACAAAGAAAGGAAAAGGAUAGAAAAGGGCAGCAAGCACUUUACAUCUCAAGUCUUCCACACGUUCACAGUCUGAAGACAUUCCCAAUGAAUCAACACAUGGUGACGAAGAGGUGGAAGGGCUGGAAACUGAGACUACCAAGAGGAAAGGUAGAGGCCCUGCCAAAGGAGAAAAAGGCUACGGCGUGAAUGCAGAGAUUUAUGGAAAGAGGAUUAUAACUCCCCAAGCUUUGCGAAGUAUUUGGCCCCUCUUCAAGUCAGAGCUGCAAGGCCCAUACAUAACAUGGGCACAAUAUCCGCAAGAUCAAUUGGAUAAGUUGUUUGAACUAUGGAAGAAUAAAAAUUUCAAAUUUGAUUGCUCCGAGGAAGAACUGAAAGAUGUAUUCACGGAACAUAUCAAGACUCGUUAUAGUGACUGGAUGAGUGAAAUUCGGAAUAGUGUUUUCCGCAAACACAAGACUGCUGCAGCUCGAUAUGCCAACACUCCGUCGUAUUUGAAGCCAGAAAUAUGGACACCAAUUGUUGAUGAAUGGCUAAAAGAAACGUGGCAGGAGAAGAGUGAGAGGAAUGCAAUUAAUCGUGACAAAUCAACUAUGGUGCAUACAACGGGUUCAGUUCCAAUGGCGAAGUACAUAAAAGAGGAGAUUGAUAAGACUGGAGUUGAACCGAGUCCAAUAGAGAUGUUUAGAAGGUUUCAUAUUUCUAAGCCUAAAGAUGGAAAACCGGAACAUUGGCAGAGUGAGAAGGCAAAGGAUCUUUAUGAAUGUAUGGAAUUGCAAAAACGUAUAGAGGAGACUUUGGGUGGUGAUGGCGAAGACGAAUUGGAUGAUUGGGACAUAUACAAGGAGGUAGUUGGUGGGUCUAAACAUGGCAAAAUUCGUGGCUUAGGUGACGGAAUGGAACCACCGGAAGAUGUGUGCGGUUCGAGUAGCAGACAAACUUGCAAUAAGCGCGUGUGUUUGGAACGUGACAAAGAGUUUGGACAAUUGGAACAACAAGUUCAUACUCUUACGGAUAUGGUGGCUGAUUUGAAACAAGUCCUUCAAGCUUUCAUGGCAAAUAGUUCAAGUCAUUCUCAAUUUGUGAGAGAAUCACCGUUUUCAGAUAAAACUUCAGGCUUCCCAGGGGCUUCAUCUGCUCAGCCUGCUUCUACUAAUGGAGAUUCUGAAACACAUGCACCUUGAUCCCUACUACUAGCUACUACUUAUAAGGUCCUGGAAGAAACUUUUAUUUGUUUUUAGUUUGGUAUUGCUCUCGUACUAUUUCUAUUGUAAUGGAUGAUGCUAUUUUUCCUAUGUAUUAAGACUAUGCAGUUUGAAUUCAAUAAAUUACUCAAAUCUUCACUAU
Messenger RNA from Rosa rugosa (rugosa rose), 1703 nucleotides. RefSeq lists its product as uncharacterized. Bases 776 to 1540 code for a protein of 254 amino acids. NCBI's taxonomy places the organism in Eukaryota, Viridiplantae, Streptophyta, Magnoliopsida, Rosales, Rosaceae. The record is from RefSeq and is a predicted model, not a curated record. The transcript is spliced from 9 exons.